This is a messenger RNA of Spodoptera littoralis (African cotton leafworm), 498 nucleotides long. NCBI's taxonomy places the organism in Eukaryota, Metazoa, Arthropoda, Insecta, Lepidoptera, Noctuidae. The record is from the annotation of a GenBank genome assembly.
AUGGAAGCUAUUUACUCCAAAUGUGGUAGUUGGUCACGUGGUCAGCAUAAUUAUUAUGAUUACGUAGCGGGAGGUGAACUCUUCACUCAUCUGUAUCAGAGGGAACACUUCAGUGAAAAUGAAGUACGGAUAUAUAUAGCCGAAAUUAUAUUGGCUCUCGAGCAAUUACACAAGCUCGGUAUUAUUUACCGCGACAUCAAGUUGGAGAACAUUCUCCUGGACGCCGAAGGUCACAUAGUGCUGACAGACUUUGGCCUGUCCAAGGAGUUCUGUGGUGGCGAGAGCAGAGCCUACUCCUUCUGUGGCACCAUUGAGUACAUGGCGCCCGAAGUGGUCAGGAGCGGCAGUCAGGGUCACGAUAUUAUGACUGGUGGAUUGAGAUCAAACCGCUCUUUUGUAAAGGAGGCUCUAGUUAGGAGGAGGAGGACGAGUCAGUCCAUCAGUGGACUGUCACAGAGUGUUGAUUUGAUACGUUUGUCUCUCUGUGUUUUACCAUAG